CUGUUUUAGACUACUAGAGUACAGAGACGAUAUAUUUGUGACUUAUUUUUCGGUGUUUAUAAGCACCACAAACUAAGGAAAAGAGUGACGUGUCACCACAUCUCUCGGUCUCGACCAAUCAGAGACGUUUAUACGACAAAACACUUCCGGUUUGCUUCCUGUCCUGCCUUUUCCACCGAGUGGCUGCUGGGAGCAAGAUACCAGUGGAGCUAACACCACGUAGUUCAUAGGCUGAGAAAGGACUUUGAAAGAUGCCUCCAAAAAAGACAGAAGCUCCCAAACCUCCUCCAUUAAUCGGACGAUUUGGGACUUCUCUAAAAAUUGGCAUUGUGGGGUUGCCAAAUGUUGGAAAAUCCACUUUUUUCAACGUGCUGACAAAAAGCCAGGCAGCUGCAGAAAAUUUCCCAUUCUGCACCAUCGAUCCAAAUGAAAGCAGGGUGCCUGUGCCUGAUGAGCGCUUCGACUUCCUGUGCCAGUACCAUAAACCAGCCAGUAAGGUUCCUGCUUUCCUGAAUGUUGUGGACAUUGCUGGUCUUGUAAAGGGGGCUCACUCAGGACAAGGACUUGGAAACGCCUUCCUCUCCCACAUCAGUGCCUGCGAUGCCAUUUUCCAUAUGACUCGUGCAUUUGACGACGAGGACAUUAUCCACGUGGAGGGCAACGUGGACCCAGUGAGAGACAUUGAAAUCAUUCAYGAGGAGCUGCGGCUGAAGGACGAGGAAAUGAUCGACCCGAUCAUAGACAAACUCGAGAAGACCGCCGUCAGAGGAGGAGACAAAAAGCUAAAACCUGAAUAUGAUAUCAUGGUGAAGAUAAAGAACUGGGUGGUGGAGGAGAAAAAACACAUCAGAUUUUACAACGACUGGAACGACAAAGAGAUUGAGGUCCUGAACAAAUAUCUGUUUCUGACAUCAAAGCCCAUGAUCUACCUGGUUAAUCUCUCUGAGAAGGAUUACAUUCGAAAGAAGAACAAAUGGUUGGCUAAAAUCAAAGAGUGGGUAGAUGCUCAUGAUCCCGGUGCCAUGGUCAUUCCCCUGAGCGGCGCUGUGGAGUCGAAACUGCUGGACAUGGAAGAAGAGGAGAGGAAUAAAUACUGCGAGGAACAGAAAACACAGAGUGUUCUGACCAAAAUAAUAAAGACGGGUUACGCAGCGCUGCAGCUGGAAUACUUCUUCACAGCUGGACCAGAUGAGGUGCGAGCGUGGACCGUCAGGAAAGGCACCAGAGCUCCUCAGGCUGCAGGGAAGAUCCACACCGACUUCGAGAAAGGCUUCAUCAUGGCCGAGGUCAUGAAGUUCAGCGACUUUAAAGAGGAGGGCAGUGAAGGUGCAGUCAAGUCGGCUGGGAAGUACAGACAACAGGGAAGGAACUACAUUGUGGAGGACGGCGACAUUAUCUUUUUCAAAUUCAACACACCAAACGCACCAAAGAAGAAAUAACGGGACCUUGUAUUCGCCACAGGAACGUCUCGGCUGCAAAGAGCUGUGCUGCUGGUUUUCAUACACCUCUGUAAUUUAGAGGAUAAACUUCCUUGGACUUUUUAGUUUGAACGCAAACAAAUUCAAAUCAAAUAUCAAAUCAGUCAAAUAUUUGGACAAUGUUCAACUCUUCAUUCUGCUGAGAGGAAAACAAAUGCAGCUCAAGUGAAAAAAGCAAACCUGUUCAUUUGCCGCUGUUGGCUUGUUUUAAUAUGAAACAAACUUCUUUAAUGUUUUCAUCGUAUUCGAAAGUAAAAAUGACAAGAGGUGUUUCAAUUUAUUUUUAAGUAUCUUGAAUUUGUUAACAGGGUGUUGGAUAUCUAAUGGCAGGCAUGUUAUUAAAGUACUAAAUGAGUAUUUAGGAGAUGUUUUGCCACGUUCCCUCACUUUGUUACUCAUUUCUUGCUGCAUUAUAAAGACAUGGCUURUUCUAAAUAAAUAAGUUCUCACUGA
Austrofundulus limnaeus is the source of this 1931-nucleotide messenger RNA. RefSeq names its product obg-like ATPase 1. Gene Ontology annotation, cellular component: cytoplasm. The record is from RefSeq and is a predicted model, not a curated record. Gene Ontology annotation, molecular function: ATP hydrolysis activity; GTP binding; ATP binding. The transcript is spliced from 11 exons. The coding region runs from base 252 to 1439 and encodes 395 amino acids. Lineage: Eukaryota; Metazoa; Chordata; Actinopteri; Cyprinodontiformes; Rivulidae.